Lytechinus variegatus (green sea urchin) is the source of this 1572-nucleotide messenger RNA. RefSeq lists its product as uncharacterized. The transcript has 6 exons. Lineage: Eukaryota; Metazoa; Echinodermata; Echinoidea; Temnopleuroida; Toxopneustidae. Gene Ontology annotation, cellular component: cell-cell junction. The record is from RefSeq and is a predicted model, not a curated record. Gene Ontology annotation, molecular function: cell adhesion molecule binding. Gene Ontology annotation, biological process: cell-cell adhesion. Bases 1 to 1572 code for a protein of 523 amino acids.
AUGAAAGAAAAGAUCCUACCCAAUCCAUUUGCAGGCUCCCCCUCUGCCUUGUCUUCAGCCACGAUUUCUUUCCGACCAAGGCAGACCCUGCCCGUCAAAGGAGAAGAUUUUACGAUGACGUGCAUCUAUUCGCCUCCUUCAAAUUAUCGUGCAGUAUAUUGGAGACACAAGGGCAUCCAGGUAGCUUAUGAAUUGUGCAGUUCUAUGAUGAGUAGCUGUACAACUUCUGUUCCUAAUCCUACAAAGUACACGUUAUUGGGAGAUGACCGCAGCACAUCCCUUACAAUAAUCAAUUUGACCACUGGUGACAAUGGGAGAUACACAUGCGAUGUUUUGAACCUAGAUGGGCAACGUUCAGCGAAUGAACAAUUGGAAGCACUAAAUCCAGUUCCACCAGCAAGGGUAUUUGUGUCUGACACGCAAUCGGGCUGGCAGUACUUGAACUACGCUAACAUAAGUAUAACUGCUGGAGAUCCGUACAACAUCACAUGUGGGGCAAAUAGGGCAAGGCCUCCUGCUGUUCUGCAAUGGCUAUUACCAGAGGGUGUGACCGUUGUUCAUCAGGAUCAGUCUGAUGACAUUCAAGACGGAUAUUACACAUCCCGGAAAUCUUUGACAAUCACACCAACCAGAAACGAUCACGGAAAGAUCAUUAGCUGCAUCGUAUCACACCAAGAUCUACAAAGGACUAUUAGAUACUUAGUUACUCUGAAUGUUCGUGUUCUACCGACCAGUGUGCUCCUCUUUCUAACUGGAGGUAACCAGUCACUAUCAACAAUCCUAUACGUUCAAGAAGAUUCACCGACUUCAAUUACUUGUAAAAGCAUCGGGUCAUUCCCAGCAACUGAGCUAUCAUUUUGGUUAGUUGGCGACCUUGACAGGACUUCGAUCCAUGCAAAUGUAUCAAGAAGUAGGAGUGUUUUAGACGACAGUUUAUUUGACACCGAAAGUACCAUAACCAUAAUGCCAGAUGUCACAAAUCAUGGAAUGCACAUUCUGUGUUCCUUCGAUAUAGACGAUGCCUUAUUUGUUAAAGUGGUCGCAGUUAGACUAAUUGUUUACGAAACAGAAGGAUUUGGUGUCUUGAUCAACAGAGGCAAGUAUCUUCCAGUGAUUGGCGAGGAUUUUACAUUGGUCUGCACGUACACACUACAUGCCAGAAAUAAGGAGAUCACGUGGCAGAAGGAUGCUCCGCCUUCAGUAAUCAUAGUUACCGAUAGAUCAAGCCGUCUCUGCUCCGAUAACACCACUAGAACGAUAAUUGCCGGGGAGCCAAAUGUGCUAACAUGUACAGCAUCGGAAGCAAGGCCUCCUGCAGUCCUUAACUGGAUUGUACCAGAUCAUCUUACUUCCAACCAUCAAGAUCAGACUGAUGUCGUUAAAGGCAACAGCUACACGUCUCGGAAGGUUGUUACCAUCACGCCCUCUGCGAGUGAUCAAGGAAAGCAUAUCAGCUGCUUUGCGUCACAUCAAAUACUCCAGACUGAUCUUCUUCCGUCUAACACGACAAUCUUUCAAUCCGGAAAUGGAAAAGACUACCAGAUAUCACCAACAGUUAUUUACGUUCAAUAA